Messenger RNA from Mesorhabditis belari, 654 nucleotides. The record is from the annotation of a GenBank genome assembly. NCBI's taxonomy places the organism in Eukaryota, Metazoa, Nematoda, Chromadorea, Rhabditida, Rhabditidae.
AUGAUCUUCGAUUGGGUGAUCAAUUGUAGAACUGAAGAAGUGGAAGAAUACUUAUCAGCACGACUUGUUCGAAUCAACGGUGUCUAUCGUCAGUUUGACAACUACACGAUACGAACGUCAACCAGAAACAACACUGUCAAUCUCUCGACGCGAUUGGUCGUCGACAACAUGAUAUAUUUGACGGCUAGCUGGGACAGCGACACAUUUGUCCAAGGAAUCGCUUUCUCAUUUCGUCGAGCCGAUAUCGAAAUGGCAACAAUCUCAGAAUAUGACUCCAUCUUUUUCACCAUGGAUGUCUACCAGGAGAGUAUCUAUUAUCGGAUUGAAGCCGCAGAUGUGCCGAUUUGGGUCGUUUUUGUACUCUGGGACGAUGGUCCGCUACUACUCGAGAAGUUUCGCUGGGAUCGAUACACUGGCAAUGGUUGUGAAUAUAAAUUGUUCAUCGGUCCACCAGCCGCUAUUAAAGCUCAUCCGGAGAGAAAUUUCACCAUCUACAGAGAUGUGAACGCAUUCAUUCCUCAAGAUUUCACAAACACAAGAGAUUUCAGCAUUCUCGUACCACCCGGAUGUGCUCCUAGUUUCGCGUUGACGUCAGUUGAAAUGUUACUGACGCUCCACAAAUUUUUCAGCAAGGAAAAAUUCAUGGCGUUCAGG